Diaporthe amygdali is the source of this 1344-nucleotide messenger RNA. RefSeq lists its product as uncharacterized. The record is from RefSeq and is a predicted model, not a curated record. Gene Ontology annotation, biological process: proteolysis. Lineage: Eukaryota; Fungi; Ascomycota; Sordariomycetes; Diaporthales; Diaporthaceae. Gene Ontology annotation, molecular function: aspartic-type endopeptidase activity. The transcript has 2 exons. The coding region runs from base 1 to 1344 and encodes 447 amino acids.
AUGCAGUCAUUCAUCAGAGCCUUUCUUUUCCUCGGCCUCCUCGCCGCCCUGGUUGCGGCCGCGCCGUCACCGAUGGUCCAGAAGCGAGGAGUCUUCAAGGUCGAGCGGGUGGCAAACCCCAACUUCAAGGGCCACAAUGGACCCAGACAACUGCUCAAGUCGCUGAGGAAAUACCGCAUGAACAUCCCACCAGCAUUGAUGGACUCGAUCCGCAACCAGGGUUCGACGACCACUGCUAUCGAGGACAAGCUCACCAACAGCGCCGUGGCCAAGGAGUCCGGUCCCGGCCCGGCCAAGCUUGCACCGCUCGUCAACGUUAACGCUGCCAACACUACCUCCAACGCUGCCAACGGUACUGCUGGUGUCGGUCUCGUCACAGCCACUCCCGAGCAGGGCGAUGUCGAGUAUCUGUCCCCGGUGAACAUUGGUGGCCAAACCCUGAACCUCGACUUUGACUCGGGCUCGUCCGACCUCUGGGUCUUCAACACUCAGCUCGCUGCUGCCUCCACCACUGGCCACACCCUCUACGACCCCACAAAGUCCACGACUCUGAAGAUGGUUCAGGGCGCGUCCUUCUCUAUCAGCUACGGUGACGGCUCUGGGGCAGCUGGCAACGUUGGAACUGAUACCGUCAACAUCGGUGGCGCCACAGUCACUGACCAGGCUAUCGAGAUGGCCACCGCUGUUUCGCAGUCGUUCACUCAGGACACCAACAACAACGGUCUGGUUGGUCUGGCAUUCAGCAAGCUCAACACUGUCAAGCCGCAGCAGCAGAAGACAUUCUUCGACAACGUCAUGCCGUCGCUCGCUGAGCCCGUGUUCACUGCCGACCUUCGCAAGGCCUCCGUGGGUGCGUACGAGUUUGGCAGAAUCGACAACACUAAGUUUAACGGCACCAUGACCUGGGUCCCUGUCAACACUACCCAAGGCUUCUGGCAAUUCCCAUCUCAGAUGUUCGCAGUCGGCACUGGCGCACCCGCAAUGGGUCAGGCUGGCUUCCAGGCCAUCGCUGACACCGGCACGACCCUGAUCAUCACCAACCCUACCGUUGUCAGCGGAUACUACUCCCAGGUCCAGGGUGCCGUCAAUGACCAGCAAGUUGGAGGCGUCACUGUUCCUUGCGAUGCUCAGCUGCCAGAUCUCAUGAUGUCCGUCGGUGAUAACUUCAUGGCUCGUGUCAAGGGCGCUGACAUCAACUUCGCCAAGGUCCAGGGUAACACCUGCUUUGGCGGUGUUCAGGCCUCGCAAGGCAACCUCGGCAUCUACGGUGACAUUUUCUUCAAGUCCCAGUUCGUCGCCUUCAACGGCGGCAACAACUCGCUCGGCCUGGCAGAGCACCAGUAA